AUGGAUGUGCUGCUUGUUAUUGAGAUUGUCUACAAGACCGCUGCUCUGGAAAUUUCGGCGAAACUCUUCCAAGUUUGCUUCUGCGAAUACAUGCGGGAAACCCCUGGACACCAGCGAAGCUCUGCAUGGACACCAUCGUCCGACCAACAGCUCCCCCAGCGUCCGCUACCUCAACCACGCAUCUCCGCUCCGACUCGUCUCCGGCGUACUCCAUUCAGCCGAUUCGACAGACCACAAAAGUUCAUUGCUCAGUAUGGGGCGUUUGCCAAUGGCCUCAGCCAGCCCACCUCUGACGCGAAGCAUACGCGAUUGGAAGCCACCCGAACUUUGUCACUGCAGACCGGCACAGCCCUAGACCCCCAAGGUAACCUACAGCGGGGUCGAGCUGUAUUCACUAAGGGCAAUGGGCUCUGCGAUUAUACUGUCAAGAUGCCAAUGAUGCAAGAGGCUACAGAAUCCGGCAACAUCGACGUCACAUCUUUCACCGUAAAUGACUUGACUUUGGAUGACCGCUUCAAGAACAAAUCUUAUGUCGUCAAUAAACGGCAUGUGCGAUGUUAUGCUGGUGUUCCCAUCCGGAGCUCCAAUGGCCACAGUAUUGGUUCAUAUUGUAGUAUGGACGACAAGCCCCGGAAAGAUCUUAGCAUUCUCGAACUUUCUUGA
Messenger RNA from Mytilinidion resinicola, 663 nucleotides. RefSeq lists its product as uncharacterized. Lineage: Eukaryota; Fungi; Ascomycota; Dothideomycetes; Mytilinidiales; Mytilinidiaceae. The record is from RefSeq and is a predicted model, not a curated record. Bases 1 to 663 code for a protein of 220 amino acids. The transcript has 2 exons.